AUGUUAACAACAAGAAGAUUAGUAAAUCAAAUAUCAAAUAACUUGAUUUAUUCAUGUCGAUUCAAAACUGAUUCAACGUCAGAUAAUAACCAAGAAGUGGUUUAUCCUAUAUUUGGAGAUAAUGAAAUUUGGGUUGCAAAGUUUAAAUGUAUAUCAAAAUCAAAUUUCACUGGUAGAACCAAAGUUGAUCUUAGAACCUAUGUUUUUCCAGAAAAAGAGAAUAGUACAAAGGCUGUACCAUCACAAAAAGGAAUUACAUUUGACAAGCAAGAAUGGGAAAUCAUUAAAUCAAAUAUUGAUGUAAUUGAUUCAUGGUUUGAUAAUGAUAGUGAAAAGAAAUAA
Cavenderia fasciculata is the source of this 342-nucleotide messenger RNA. RefSeq lists its product as uncharacterized. The transcript has a single exon. NCBI's taxonomy places the organism in Eukaryota, Evosea, Eumycetozoa, Acytosteliales, Cavenderiaceae. The record is from RefSeq and is a predicted model, not a curated record. Gene Ontology annotation, biological process: regulation of DNA-templated transcription. Bases 1 to 342 code for a protein of 113 amino acids. Gene Ontology annotation, molecular function: DNA binding.